This is a messenger RNA of Camellia sinensis, 2148 nucleotides long. Lineage: Eukaryota; Viridiplantae; Streptophyta; Magnoliopsida; Ericales; Theaceae. The record is from RefSeq and is a predicted model, not a curated record.
UAUAUGGAUCAUCACAAGUGUAACUUCACAAUCUAACUUUGCUCUUUUUUCUCAAAUUCUAGCUCUCUCUGUUUUAUAGAAUCUCUGUAUUUUAUUAUACCCCAAUUCCUAAAAAAUCAGUAUUCUCUUCUAAUUAGAUCAAUGUCAGACUACAUACCCAAUGAACUCAUAAUUGAAAUUCUUGUAAGACUCCCCGUACAAUCUCUACUUCGAUUCACAUCUAUCUGCAAAUCAUGGCACUCUCUCAUCACAAACCCUAGUUUCAUCACCAAACACCUCAAUCAAACCAUUACGGACAGAAAAAGAAACAGUGACAAGCUUCUCCUUCGGCUUUACACUGAUAAUGAUGAGAAAGAACACUAUCUCUUGUGCUCCGACGACGAAAAAUUCGGUGACGAUUAUUCGGAAUUCAAGUUCCCAUUCAAAAGCUUAAUUGGGUAUUUCAGAAUUGUUGGUAGCUGCAAUGGUUUGCUAUGUCUUUGCGACGAUUAUUUCGGUGAUACCCAUCAUAUUGUUUUAUGGAACCCAUCAAUUAGGAAAUCAGUGACUCUCCCUAUGCCUUGUAAGCCACAAGGCCCCUAUAUGUUUGUUCUUGGAUUUGGGGCUCACCCCAUGACUCAUGAGUACAAGGUGGUGAGGAUUGUGUAUGAGGAGCAUAUAAAUCGGUUCAAAGUUCCUCCGAAGGUUGAGCUUUACACACAAGGGAUAGGGUCGUGGAGAGAGAUUGAUUCUGCUUCUGCUCCUCCGUAUUGCAUAGUUGAAUUUAUGUGGUCACAAGCUUUUGUGAAUGGAGCUGUACAUUGGGUUGCAUAUGAUCCAAGUGCGGUGGGUGGUUUUUGCAAUUUGAUAGUGUCGUUUGAUAUGGUUUCUGAAGCAUUCUCUGAGAUGAUGCUACCUCCUGCUUUAGCUGGUCGGUGUCCAAUGCGUCUGUCCAUUAAAUUAUUUGGAGAGUCAUUGGCUGUGUUUUGUGGUGCAGAAACACGCAGAUCUUCUUGCUGCAUAUGGGUGAUGAAAGAAUACGGAGUUGCAGAAUCUUGGACUAAACUAUUCAGUAUUAAUCUACCAGGUGUGUUGAACAAGACGUUGGGAUUUAGGCAGAAUGGUGGGGUUCUGCUAUCAACAACUAACAACUGGCUAAGUGCUUAUGACCCUGGAACCAAAACAAUUUCGAAUACUGGAAUAAAGGGGAGUUCACACUCAUUUAAUGUUGAUACUUUCCUGGAAACCCUAAUUUUAGUGAAAGAACAUACUAAUGUCUUAGAGGGGCAGUUGAACCAUUUGUAAUGCUCUGCUUCCAAUUUCCUAGAGAGCAAGAAAUACAGUUGAAAGAGAAACAGUUAUGAAUAAGCAAGUGAAAACAAAAAAGGAUGUGAGAAGCAAAAGUGAGAUAUCUUUAGACUUGUUACUCAAUAUCACCGUGCUCCAUGUAGGGGAUUUAUAAUGGAAGGUAUUAGAAUACUCUAGGUUAGCUAGGAAGAAACAUCAAGAAAAAUCAUCCAGCUAUAAUUUUAAGCUGAAUGAAUGUUUCUAUCUGCUUCUGAAAAUGCUUCAACUAGUAGUCUGAGCAGUCUUCUCACUGAAUUUAUCCUACAAAAAGAAGAUGGUGUGGGAUUUUAGAGAUGCAAGAUCUCUAGUUUGUUGGGUCCAAUUCUCAAGUAGGACUUCAAAUCUAGAUCCCUCUCUUUGGAAGUGGCAGGAGUUGAAAUGUAAUAACUUUAGAAUCCAGUAUUUGUGCUGUAUACUCUUUAGUUUAUUUGGAUUGAGGUAAGAUUGGAGGGGGAAGAAGAGGUUUAUGGUUUUAAAGGGAAGAAAGGGUAUUUGUAUAGGUAAUAUUGAUUCUAUGAGAAGGUGGAAGGAGGUAAACCUGGCAUUCCACUAGUUGCCUGUUUGUAUCUCAUCACCGAUCCUUUUCUUAACAGAUGCGACUUUGCCUCAAUUUCCUAUGACGCUUUAUUUUGAGAUUCUGUCAAAAGAGGGUGAAGUAGAAAAUCAUUUUUCUCUGGCAGUGGACAAAUGUGGAUCUUGAUAUUAUAGAAUAUAUGUUUAUAGCUGGAGUGGCAGAUCAUCUAUGAGCGACCGUAAGAUGGUUUGGAAAAUGAAUACAUGGAUAUAAAUGUUAAUUGUUGUAGUUGAUUUGUGUUUCCAUAG